Messenger RNA from Cryptosporidium ubiquitum, 864 nucleotides. RefSeq lists its product as uncharacterized. Gene Ontology annotation, cellular component: nucleus; cytoplasm. The record is from RefSeq and is a predicted model, not a curated record. Gene Ontology annotation, biological process: inositol phosphate biosynthetic process. The transcript is spliced from 2 exons. NCBI's taxonomy places the organism in Eukaryota, Apicomplexa, Conoidasida, Eucoccidiorida, Cryptosporidiidae. The coding region runs from base 1 to 864 and encodes 287 amino acids. Gene Ontology annotation, molecular function: inositol-1,4,5-trisphosphate 3-kinase activity; inositol tetrakisphosphate kinase activity.
AUGUUGAAGAAUAAUAAUCUGAAUGAAUUAAAUUUUUACAAAUCAAUUAACCAACAUCAUCUUCUCAGACGUCAUAACAUUAUUCCCAAGUUUAUUAGGUUUGUAGUUGUUGUUGAAGCUGAAAAAAAAUCAAAGAAAACUUAUUUAAAACAAUCCUUUAUUAGUUCUAUAUUAAAUAAAAAAAUAUGCAAUUUGAAAUAUUUCAAAUUUGAAGCUUCCAUAGAAAUGAAAAAUUUUCUUAGUGGAUAUUCAACAAUAAACAUUAUUGAUUUAAAAUUGGGUACAUCUUGGAUAGGGGAAUCUAAAAACGAUUCAAUUUAUAAUCUCAGGAAAAUUUUUACUAAAACGUUCCAAAACGAAGAUCUAAUACAAGAAUUAAAUAAUAUUUUUUUUAAGAUUGAAUGUAUUCCAGAAAAAAGUGAAUUCAAUCAUGAGAUGUUUUAUAAAUUCAAGUCUCUACGAAAAUCUAUUAAGCAGUGCAUGAUAGUUAACAACUCAUGUCAAUAUGAGAUUGGAAUUAGAAUUCAAGGAUUAAUCAGUGAAAAUAUUACAAUUUCUAGACAAAGAGGUAAAGAAUUAACUUCCAAUGAAACAAUGAAACUAUUAUCUGAAUUUUUAAAGCUCUCCCCAAACUUGAUUAGGUUAACAAAAGAAAAAAUCGAAUUACUAAAACACUGGUUAAAGAAACAAAAAAGUUAUAGAUUUAUUGCUACCUCAAUUGUAUUAGCUUUCGACAGGUUAAAUGUUGAAAGAUGCGAUAUUAGGUGGUUGGAUUUCACUCAUGCAUUGAAACAAGGUAAAAAUGGCGAAAAAGAUUUUCUGAUGAAUGAAGGUAUGCAAUUUAUUGUUGUUUUUUGUUCAUAA